CUGAGGGUGCCCCAACUGGUGAACAAGCUGAACUUGACAGUCUUGACCCUUUCCUUAUUGCCUCGACUACAGAACACCCUGAUACUAGCAAACUAGAUGUUUCUAACAGUGCCCCAAUUGAUAAUUCUGAUCUAAGUAGCCUUGACCCAUUUAACAAUGCCCCUAACUCUGAUAGCAUAGAUCUUGGUAGCCUUGACCCAUUCAACAAACCUCCAAGUUCUGAUAUGAGUAACCUUGACCCCUUUCUCAGUGGCUCCACCAAUGAACAGCUCCAAGAACUAGAAUCAGAGUCAAAUGGUAUUGCAGUUGAGACUGACUACCUCCCAGAUUUAGACCCUCUGAAAGGCACUAUGGACAUUGUUGGCUCUAGGAAAUCUUCAUUCGCAACAGGUGCUGGCCUUAUUCCCGAAAGUCAAAGUUUCGACCAAGCAAUUUCUGAUUUGCAAGCAAAAUCUCAAGCCUUUGAGAUAUCCUCCACUGAUUUGAGUCCAGUCAGCGAUGUCACUUCUAAUGGUGAUACAACCUCCAACAGUGAACAAAGUGUUGUUACACCGGAGCUAAUGAGCCCAAUGCCUGUUGAAGCAAAGACUGCCAGCCUGGAUUUAGCAGCUCUUAUACCUAGUAAAGACACAGUGAAUUCCAAGAGUGAAAGCUUUGAUGCCAAAGGGAGUGAUAUUAAUCCUCAAGUACUUAGCUCAGAUUUAGGAAGUUUGGUUCCUAAUGAGACUCCACCUGUUCCCCUCAUCCCAGAGACCGCUGACGACCUCUCAGCUACAGUGAAAAGAGCAGAUGAUGUAGACUGCACUGUAGGCCCAAUUAGGAAGUUAAGGUCCCCUUAUCCUGAUAGUGAGUCAGACCAAGAGACUAGCGCAAGUGAGGAGACUAAUCCAUCUAUCAGUACAAGCUCAAAUACAGAGGGGAGUUAUCAAAUCAACAGUCCAACGGAUGAAUCACCAAUUCUUGAUACAACCCCCCAUUUGUUGGAUAACAUAUCUGAGAGGGAGGAUGAUUCAUCCCUAGAACAGCAGGCUGAUGAAAACACUGUACGCUCUCCCUCUGUUGAUAGCUUUACAAACAUAGCAGAAAUCCCAUCAUCCCAGAUAGUAGAUACACCUGAAAUGACUUUGAAUACAUUUGAAGAGUUGAAUAAAGUGGAACAUAUAACUUCCACAAGAGGGGAUGAAAUUAAGAUCAAGGAACUAGAAGUAGCCACUGAGUUGGUACAAAGUGUUAUAAAAGAUGCAAGUGAAAUAGUCAUGAAAGAUGAAGAAAAUCAAGCAGUAGAUAUAACCAAGGAUGUUAUUGAAAAUAUGAACAAAGACAGUAACAUUCAUCCUGGGUCUGAUGCAGCUGAAAGUAAUGAUUUGGAAACAAACUGUGAACAGAAUGAUGUUGAUACAAAUGAUGAGCAAAAAAUUGAAGUUGCUAAGGGUAUUGUCAAACAGGUGAUUAAAAAUGCAAAAGACAUUUUAGUGAAUGAACAAUUAAUGUUGAAACAGAAAGAACCAAAUAAUGAAAUACAAAAUCAUAUUGAAGAAACGCAAGCAGCUAAUGAUGCCACAAAACAAGAAAAUCAAAUCCAAAAUAUCAGUGACUCUACCGAGGAGAAAGAUGUAGCAGAAACAAUAGUCAGUGAAGCUUUUAAAGAUGCUAAACAAACUAUAGAAAAAGAUGUCCAAAAUGGAGAAAAGGACAUGGGGAAUGAACUAGUCAGUCAAAUAUUUUUAAGUGCUCAAGAACAAUUAAAUGGGAAUGAAUCGGAGCCCCCAAAAGUGCCUGAAAAUGUAAAUAGCUCUAAUUUACUUAGCAGUCGAUCAGAAGAGGUUCUUCAAGGGGUUGCCUCAUCUAGUGUUGCCUCAACUAACAAUGGUGCCUCUCUUCUAGAUGAGUUGAAAGAGGUUGAUAAUGGAAAGCUAGGAGCUGCUUCAGAAAAUGAAGAGAAUGGCACUAUGACGUUGAUAAAUUCCAUGGAAACGAGCCAAGCAGACUUGGUUGCUGGUGACAACCAUUCAGAAAUGGUUGCCAUGACAUUGGAAACACAAAUCAAAACUCAAACAGAAACAAAAUCACAAUCAGAUGUUUCUAACAUUGAAAUUCAAAAUAUUGAGACGAAUGAUAUUCCAGUUGCCACAGAAACAAUUUCUGACAAUGUUAGGAAAACGCCUGAAAACAUAUCUAGUGAAAAUAUAGAUAAACCAUUGGACAAACCAGUGUCAAAUGAUUUUAUUGAACCAGAAGUUGCUGCAACUGUUGAACACACUGUUGAAAAUAUAGUUAACAAAACUGUAGAACUAGGAGUUAAUGAAGUGCCUUAUAAGAGUGAAAGUGCAGUGGAUAAUAAAGCAAGUGCAGUUGAUAUUAUUCAAAGUGCAGUUGAUAUUGAGAAUAAAAGUGCAGAAACUGUUAAAGAAAGUGCAUCUGAACAAGAUGCCAGGACUAUCUUACCAAGUGCAAUAACUGUAAGUGCUUUGACUAACAGUGAAACAAACGACAGUGCUCCUCUGGAGAAAGUGCCACUUAAUAGUGCCCAUGCUAACAUUGAAACACAAGAAAGCGCUGUAACUAAAAUUGAAACACCAGAAAGUGCUGUGAC
This is a messenger RNA of Owenia fusiformis, 2593 nucleotides long. Lineage: Eukaryota; Metazoa; Annelida; Polychaeta; Sabellida; Oweniidae. The record is from the annotation of a GenBank genome assembly.